This is a messenger RNA of Helianthus annuus (common sunflower), 615 nucleotides long. Its product is annotated as agamous-like MADS-box protein AGL62. The transcript has a single exon. The record is from RefSeq and is a predicted model, not a curated record. Bases 1 to 564 code for a protein of 187 amino acids. Gene Ontology annotation, biological process: regulation of transcription by RNA polymerase II. NCBI's taxonomy places the organism in Eukaryota, Viridiplantae, Streptophyta, Magnoliopsida, Asterales, Asteraceae. Gene Ontology annotation, molecular function: RNA polymerase II cis-regulatory region sequence-specific DNA binding; DNA-binding transcription factor activity, RNA polymerase II-specific; protein dimerization activity.
AUGCCUCGAAAGAGUGAAGGUCGCCAAAGGAUUGAAAUUGUAAGAAUAACAAAACAAAGCAAUUUAUCCGUUGCCUUCAGCAAACGCCGCUUUGGCAUUUUUAAGAAGGCAAGCGAACUUUGCACCCUUUGCGCAGCGCAAGUAGCCAUCAUUGUGUUCUCCCAAAACCAAAAAAAAGUAUACUCAUUUGGGAGUCCCAGUGUUGAAGCGAUUAUAAAUCGCUUUCUAGAACAAAGUCCUGAUCCUUCAAGUUCAAGAACUUCUCAAUUUAUGGACCUUCUCCGCAAUGCCAGCAUCCAGGAACUCCACACUCGGCUCACCAACAUGCUUGCUCAAUUGGAAUCUGAGAAAAAAGCUGGUAAAGAACUUCAAAAAAUAAGGAAAGAGAGCCAACGAAAUUACUGGUGGGAUAAACCCAUUGAGGAUUUAGGACUGGCAAAUCUUGAACAAUUGAAGAUGGCAAUGUUGGAGAUGAAAGAGUUUGCUCAAAAGCAAGUGGAGGGACAUAUGGUAGAGGCCUUUGGUUCUACCUGCGUACGUGGGGUGGAUCUGUCCACGAUGUGAAGGGCUAUGGAUCUCGGUUAAGUUGUAACAUCGACACAGAUAGUUUCAGUU